GUGCAAGUAAUCGACGGGUUUGAAUCCACGAGCCGACUGGAAAAUCUGUCGAUGUGCCCUUGAGCUACACAUUUAAACCUGUCAGUCGCUCUGGAUAACGUCUGCUAAAUUACUUAAUUAUGCUAAGACUAGUACUGCUUAGUUUUUUUGGCGUGCCAAAUACAUGUUAUGCAACACAAACGUACACGAAUUAUGUCAGAAAGCGUUUCGUCUGUCGACGUGUGUAGAACCACAGGCGGAAACAUUUUUUGCGACCCCGUGCACGAAAGGAACGUAGUGUGUUUACACACCGGAUUGGAUGACGUCCUCUACGUUGGUCAAUGUCAGCCAACGCGUGCUAGGAUAGGUUUAUCGGGGAGACCAGGAAGUGGCGGUCAACGGUAGUUUAGCUAGCUGUCUGAUAAACUGCUAACGGUAUAACAGCACAUCGUUGCAAUUUAUCAACGGGCUUCAAAGACCAGGAACGCGUACCUAGCUAACGAAACGAGGUGUUUUUUUUAAAGCUAACAUGCUAGCUAUCCUGCUAAAUAUCUUCCAUGUCAGCAGUAAAAAAAAAGCAUAUCGUUAGUUAAACAAACACAGUGUACAUACCCUAUGCUGCUAUCAAAUAUGUAUUUGGUGGGCUUUGUGCUCGUGAAUGUUAGUUAGCAGCGUAUGCAAGAGGAGAAACCUGUACGUGGAUGACUGACAUUGGCCACGGAGCUAACUUCGUUAACUAAAGUAGCUGGCUAGCAGUCGUUAGUUUGUAAUCGAAAUGGAUUUUAAAGGGUCAUUCAAGACUUCGAGGAUGGUUUUGUCCCUGGUUGUUCUCCUUGUAUUUUUCUCACACGGAACAGCAGCUGAUGAAGAGCUACAGGGGAAUCAUGAUCAUGCUCCUGAAUUGAAGUCUUACCAUGACCCCAACUCUGAGGAGGAAGAGGACCCAGUAGGUUCCAGGAUUGUAGCAGGAAUGGUGACUUCCGCCAGGGAGGCCCCGCAGCGUGAGGGGGAGAGAAGACCUGAUGGUGGGGUCCAGGAGGGUGGGCAAGAGGGGGAAGAGAAGGAGGACUUGCCCACCCAACCUCCUCCCAUUGAGGAAAGGCCCAAAGAGAUUCCUGUAGUGAAUGGGGGCACAGCCAAUAGGGAGCCCUGUCUGUUCCCCUUUCUCUUCCUGGGGAAGGAGUACUCGGACUGUACCACUGAUGGACGGGGGGACGAACGCCUGUGGUGCGCCACAACCUACGACUACGACAGGGACAAGAGAUGGGGUUUCUGUGAGACGGAGGAGCAGGCUGAGCAGAGACAUGUAGCGGAGGAGGCCGAAAAGGAGUACCAGACUGCCCUCCGCAUGAUCAACGGAACCAACCGGAAGAGCCAGAAGAAAGAGUUGUAUGAGAAGCUAUUGAAGGUGGCCUGGAAAGGCCACCACAAGGCCAUGGAGAAGGUGGCCUACGCCAUGCUGUUUGGAGACUAUAUGACCCAGAACAUCCCCAAGGCCAAGGAGCUGUUUGAGAAGCUGUCCCUGGAGGGCUCCCCCAAAGCUCAGAUGGCACUUGGUUUCUUGUACGCUGCUGGGUUAGGAGUGAACUCCAGUCAAGCAAAGGCACUGGUUUACUACACCUUCGGGGCUUUGGGUGGAAACCUGGUGGCUCAUAUGAUUCUGGGAUACCGAUACUGGGGUGGUGUGGGUGUGCCCCAGAGCUGUGAAUCGGCACUGACGCACUACAGACUGGUGGCCAAUCAUGUGGCCAGUGACGUGUCCCUGACGGGAGGCAGUGCGGUGCAGAGGGUACGUCUGCUGGACGAGGUGGAGAACCCAGGCUCUACCAGCGGCAUGCUGGAGGAAGACCUGAUCCAGUACUACCAGUUCCUGGCUGAGAAGGGAGAUGUCCAGGCCCAGGUGGGACUGGGCCAGCUGCAUCUGCACGGUGGUCGGGGGGUGGAGCAGAACCACCAGCGGGCGUAUGAUUACUUCAACCAGGCAGCGAAUGCGGGGAACACACACGCCAUGGCCUUCCUUGGGAAGAUGUACUCGGAUGGCAGUGAGUACUUGUCUCAGAACAAUGAGACGGCACUGCAGUACUUCAAGAAGGCCUCUGACCUGGGUAACCCUGUUGGGCAGAGUGGACUGGGCAUGGCGUACCUGUAUGGGAGGGGCGUUCCAGUGAAUUACGAGUUGGCGCUGAAAUACUUCCAGAAGGCAGCAGAGCAGGGCUGGGUCGACGGACAGCUUCAGCUGGGCACAAUGUACUACAAUGGGAUCGGGGUGAAGCGUGACUACAAGCAGGCCCUCAAGUUCUUCAAUCUGGCCUCGCAGGCGGGCCACAUCCUGGCCUUCUACAACCUGGCCCAGAUGCAUGCCACGGGCACCGGCGUUAUGCGCUCCUGCCACACCGCCGUGGAGCUCUUCAAGAAUGUGUGUGAGCGUGGGCGCUGGUCAGAGAGGCUUAUGGCAGCCUACCGCAGCUUCAAGGACGGCGACAUGGAUGGGUCGCUGGUGCAGUACCUACUGCUGGCCGAGCAGGGCUAUGAAGUGGCCCAGAGCAAUGUAGCCUUCAUCCUGGACCAGACAGAGGCCCGGAUCUUCAGUGAGAACGAGACGUACCCUCGAGCCCUCCUCCAUUGGACCAGAGCAGCAGCACAGGGUUAUACUGUGGCUAGAAUAAAGCUUGGGGACUACCAUUUCUACGGUUAUGGUACUGAUGUGGACUACGAGACUGCUGUCAUCCACUAUAGGCUGGCCUCGGAGCAGCAGCACAGUGCUCAGGCCAUGUUCAACUUGGGCUACAUGCAUGAGAAAGGCCUGGGCAUUAAACAGGACAUCCACCUGGCCAAGCGUUUCUAUGACAUGGCUGCCGAGGCCAGUCCCGACGCCCAGGUGCCCGUCUUCCUGGCUCUGUGUAAACUGAGCCUGGUCUACACCCUGCAGUACAUGCACGACCUCAACAUGACUGAGCUGGUCAGUCAGGUGGACCUUGACCAGCUCCUGGGCCCCGAGUGGGACCUCUACCUCAUGACGGUCAUCGCCCUGCUUCUGGGCACUGUCAUCGCAUACCGCCAGAGACAGCAUCAGGCUGUGCCCCCGCGGCCCCCUCCUCUCCCGGCCCCAGCCAGGCCCCCCCAGGAGCAGCCCCAACCUGAGGACCAGGUUCAGCCCGAGGUCCCACCCCAGGCCGAAGAGGAGCAGCAGUGAGCAAUUGCUACUAGCAUUAGAGCAAUGACUGGAUGUCUAUGGGAACAGCUAAUAUGCUAGCUGUUCCUGUAGACUUACAAUUAUUGUGCUAACGCUAAUUAGCCUUGGCUCCCAAAAUGACCUCUAACUUCCUGCAUACUGGAAGUUAGACAUAAAAAUGGUGUCCACAAGUUCAUCUGACUGAGGAAGUAGAUAAAGGACUUCAUUGCCAAAAUCCCGAACUAUCCCUUUAAUUAUCAUCCAAUCUGUAAAUGAAACAGUCUUGUUUUGUGUGCUCUGGUAGUCGUUACCAGAUAUUUUUUCAGAUUUUUCUUUGCGGAUUUUAUGUAGGUGUUUAAAGGUUACAACUUUCCUUAUCAGCAAAUACGAUACCAGAAACAAUACACACACCUUGCAAAACCAACAGAUUUGAGAUUGGCAGCAAUUGGAACUCGACACGCUAAGUUAGCUGCAUCUCCUUAGGGAACACGUUCUACAAACAAACAUUCUUUAUCAAGCAAGUUUUUGUUCCAGCGUGCUUUUUUUUGUGCAAAUAUUUUUUGAGCAAACAGGAACUUGUUUUGUUAGCAUAUUAUGUUGAAUUAAUGAAGGAAACAUAAACUUGCUAAUUCAUUUGACAUCCGGUUCAAAGCAGAGCUGAGCUUUGGGCAGCCUUCUUGUUUGAGUGGAACAAGUCAUGAACGCUAUUGUUGUCACUUGUCAGUCAUUUGAGCUCUGCCAUGGUAUGGUCGGGCAAAAAGUUGGAUUCUUGAGCGCUUAUCUAUAUAAUAAGGAAAUAUUAUGGAUAUUGCUGAAUGCCGAUUCCCACCAUAGAUGCUCUCUUACAGCCCAAAUCCUGAAAAAGUGCUAGGUUGAAGAAACCCUUCAGUCUCUACACUGUAUGUGCCUGGUAGUGGUGCACACAGCUGAAGAAUUAAAGGCACACUCAGCAGAUUACAUCAUUAACAGAAGGACAUUAUACAACAGCAACAGCAGAAUUCAAAUCUGCCGCCAAGAUGACCAUUAUUAAACAAACGUAACAAUUUGCAUCCUCUCCUGUGGUACACACACAUUGGGAAUAGCCAAUAAUGUCAGUCUUGGCAGAUUUGUAAUUCUCUCUGUUGUCUGUAAGUAGGAAGUUGCCCCAUUUUGUAUUUUCUAUUUUUUUUAACCUUUAUUUAACCAGGCAAGUCAGUUAAGAACAAAUUCUUAUUUUCAAUGACGGCCUAGAAACAGUGGGUUAACUGCCUGUAUGAUGAUGUCAUCUUUCUGAGUGUUCCUUUAACCCUUUGUGCCUUUUUUUUAUUUAUUUUUACGGCAAACAUAGAGAAGAAAUGUAUAUUUUUUUGUCCACUGCUCUCUGCACAAUAUAUUACCGUAAAGAGUAGCAUAUCUUAAGAAUUUGACUAUUCUCUGUGUUUGUUUGUAGUCGGUCUACAUUGACACAUGAUUAUCUUAUUGUAGGUACAUAGUAAUUGGUAGUACAUUUGUGGCACCAUUGUUAAUUUAAUUUUCUCCUGUUUAAACUGUUUGGUUUGAUAAGUCAAACAGAAGUUUAACUGCGACAGGAACAGAGAUGGAGGCUCUCGUAAUCUCCGGUGACUGUGUAAUGUUUUUGUUAUCAUUUUAGGACCCUUCGUGUCACGUGAAGACUCAAUAGGAGAAAGCAUUGCCUUUUGACUGUUAUAUACAUGGAUCCACUCUCAUGGCCUGUAUGUAUAAUUAUUUUGGAGUAAGAGUGCUGAUCUAGGAUCAGUUUUGAGUUUUAGAUCAUAAUUAAUAAGACUAUAUUAUGAACAGGAGGGACCUAAUCCUAGAUCUGCUCUCCUACUCUAACACACUUGACACAUUUGGCCCCAGAUCUUCAUAUUUGAGUGUAAGGUGGCAAUGGGAAACGCUGUGUGCCAAGGUAAAACAUAAUUACAGUACUUUAAAGCAAGAUAGGGUGGGGUAUAAUACCACUGAUGUAAAAAGAGAACAUUCACGCCCUUUAUAUGCUAUUUCCUGGGCUGUGUUCAUUGGAGCACGCACUGGAAAACGUUUUUAAAAUAUCUAAAAAUGUGUAAUAUGACCAGUCCCUCUCUGUGUCCGCAUGUUUUGUUCCAUUUGGUGCCCAAUUUAAUUUGCCAACGGAGGAUGUACCCUUUGCAUAAUGUAAAGAGGAAUACACGUGUUUAUAUAGCAAUACACUAACGUUCAAUGUAUGAACCAGUAUAUUAAGAACAAAAUGGGAUGUUGAGAGAAUGAUUCAGAUUUUUCACGAGAAGUUUCAAAUAAGACUUAUCACUCACCAAAACUCAACAAUGAUGUCCUCUGUACUCACUUUGGUUUGAAUAUGAUAUCAACACAAGUAAUAAAAUAACAGGCUACAUACUA
Oncorhynchus keta (chum salmon) is the source of this 5527-nucleotide messenger RNA. Its product is annotated as protein sel-1 homolog 1-like. Gene Ontology annotation, biological process: ERAD pathway. Gene Ontology annotation, cellular component: endoplasmic reticulum membrane. The coding region runs from base 755 to 3172 and encodes 805 amino acids. The record is from RefSeq and is a predicted model, not a curated record. The transcript is spliced from 21 exons. NCBI's taxonomy places the organism in Eukaryota, Metazoa, Chordata, Actinopteri, Salmoniformes, Salmonidae. Gene Ontology annotation, molecular function: protein binding.